Lucilia sericata (common green bottle fly) is the source of this 1371-nucleotide messenger RNA. RefSeq names its product peritrophin-48-like. NCBI's taxonomy places the organism in Eukaryota, Metazoa, Arthropoda, Insecta, Diptera, Calliphoridae. The record is from RefSeq and is a predicted model, not a curated record. Gene Ontology annotation, molecular function: chitin binding. Gene Ontology annotation, cellular component: extracellular region.
AGUAGUAAUUUUAACACGGAAUCGAAAAAGUUGUUUUUUUAAGAUUUAAGCGAACUAACCUAGUGAAAUUAAACGAAAUGUGUGCUAAAACUUUAUUGGCAAGUGUUGCCAUUAUGCUAAUAGCAACUGUCUAUGCUGAAUACGAUGUGGCCAAAUAUUGUCAACUUGUGAAGACCGGUACGAAAAUGCCCAGCAUGGAAUCCUGUCAAGAUUAUUACAUAUGUGGCCUUAAUAACCAGCCAAUACCAGGCAAAUGCGACGCUAAUACUGUCUUCGAUAAAGAUACACAAGGCUGUGUACCAGAGACACAGGGUAACUGCUUUUUAAGUUUGGAUAAUCCAUGCGAAAAUAAGGAUGACACAUUUGCUCCCAGUGCUAAAGCUUGCAAUGAAUGGCACUAUUGUUUAAAUGGAAAAAUAGCAGGAAAUGGUACCUGUCAACCAGGACAAAUAUUUUACGCCUCUAACAGUACUUGCAUUAAUGGCCAUUGUCCAGAUGGCAAUAGCAAUAGUGGUUUUACGCCUGUUCUAAACCUAUGUGAUAUUAUGCAAAAUGAUCAAUUCUUUGGUGAUUUCGAAAACUGCAACGCUUGGCACAGGUGUAAUAAUGGAAAGCCGCAAGAUGGCAAAUGUCUAGACAACUUGGUUUACGAUACGAAAAAAGGCAUGUGUUUGAAAAAUGAUGGCACAAUGUGUGAUAGAACCGGUGGUAUAAGUGCAGUCAGUGGUGCACCUAAUCCAUCAUUAUGUACACAAAAUAAAGUAAAUAAUAAAGUGGGCGAUCAACUAAAGUGUUCCGUUUAUUAUGUAUGCACAGAAGAAACGACUACCUCGGAUCCCCCGACACCACCAACUUAUAAUUGGAUAAGAGAUAAUUGCGGUUAUGGUGAAUAUUUUGAUGUUUUAAGCAACGAGUGCUUAAGUCGUUCGAAAGCUCGUGCCUACCCCGGUUGUAAUCGUUGUGAAUUUACUACCGGCAGUACUACAUAUUGGGUAAAUGCCGACAGUUCUGAUUGUUCAAAAUUCAGUACUUGCAGAAAUGGGCAAAAACUAAGUAAUGGUGAUGGUAAUUGUUCUAAUGGAUAUUACUUCGAUGAAGCAGUUCAAUAUUGCAUUCAGGGUAAGAAAAAAAAUGGAGCUUGUGAAAAUUAUAAAUGUGAUGAAAAUCGUGUUUGCACGCUACAGGCACCAGCUUAAUAUAAUAAUUUUCAAUAAACAAUACUUUUUCAAAAACCAAAAAAAAAAAAACAAAAAAUACAAUUUCGUCUUCAACCUAUAAAAUAUUUCAAUAUUAAUCAAUCUAUAAGAGAUUGGACAAAAUUCUGAAAAAUAAAUAAAUAAAAUGUUAUUUUAAAAAUUUAAUUAUUUUUAA